AUGCCUGAAACCCUGCAGGGCAGCUGCCAGUCAGAGCAAGCCACUGGGGGCCGGCGGACAGGACAGCUCAACUGCUUCCUACACUCUCCGGAGCCGGGUUCUGCCUGUCUCCUUCCCAACGCACCACGCCGAAACCCGGGAUUAGAUUGGAGCAGACCUGGAAGGAGGAGGAAAAGAUUCCUCAAAGCACCCGUCAGCACCAGAGCCCAAAAUAGAACCAGGCAGCCCAGGAUUCCUCUGACCGCUAGGCAACACUUCCUGAGUGCCAGAAGGUGGGGCAGCAGUUCAAGCAGCUGGAGAUGGACGGAGACAGAGUGUGAUGCAUCAGGAAGCAGAUUUGUUUCUAUCAUCAACGGCACUGACGAAAAUGGGGGAACGCACGUGUGGAGGAAAGUUAAGCUAUCGCAGGGUUCUAGCCCUCAUGAAGAGAGCCAGCCUGGUGUAGUGGUUGGAGACUCUGGAGAUCAGGGUUCGAAUCCCAUCUCGGCUGUGAAAACCCACUGGGUGACCUUGGGCAAAGCACACUCUCUCUGCCUCAGAGGAUGGCGAUGGCAAACCCCCGCAGAAGAAACAAUGCCACUGUAUAUCAUGGGACUUGGGCCUCCACUGAUUUUGUUACCCACGGGGAUCCUGGAACUGAACCCCAGCGGAUCCCAAGGGACCACAGUAUCCCUCCCCUGGAGCUUGCUGGAGGAAAGGCAGGACAAAAAGAGAAUAAACAAUGAAAAUGAAAAAACAGAAGGGUAUGCUUUGAAAGCCCCCCACCUCGCUUGGAGGCAUUGAUGCAUUUCCUCACCGUCUCUCUGUCUCUCUCAAAAUGGAGGCUGUUAUCAUGACAUCCUGGAUGUCAGGGGACUCGAUCUCGUGCCCAUCCCCUGCCUCCACCAGGGAGAAACCAGAGGGCACUUGGAAGAUGAGGCUCACCCCAAUGCACCCCACCACCCUGGCGUCCCCAUCUGCUGCCAGUAAAGGGCGGGGAGGGUGAGAACAAUGGUGGUGGCAGGACAUCCUGGAGGUGGGGAGGGAUGGGAAUAUGCGGAAAGGGGCCGCCUGCCCGCCAGCAGAUUCCUGGCAGGAAGAGAGGGAUGGAGGGGACUGCUCUAGAGUCAACACACAGUCCAGGAAUGUGUGCGAGAGAGCUUGGCGUGGGCCAACCCUCCUGCUUUCUAAGGGAUGGCCUCUGUCUUCUUCCUUCUCCAUCCUGAUACUGAAUUCAAAGACAUUGGGUGUGUGUCUUGUGGCACUUCAAGUCCUUUCCGACAUGCGGCAACCCUAAGGCGAAUAUCACCGGGUUUUCUUGGCAAGAUUCUUCAGAGGGGGUUUGCCAUUGUCAUCCUUGGAGGCUGAGAGAGUGUGGCUUGCCCAAGGGCACCUAGCGGGUUUUUGUGGCUGAGUGGGGAUUUGAACCCUGAUCUCCAGUCAUAGUCAAAGAACUGCACCACACUGGUACUCACUGGGCAUAUAUAUAUGUGUGUGUGUCCAAUGAGAGCCAGUGUGGUGUAGUGGUUUGAGCUAUGACUAAAUAUAUAUUUAGUCAUAUAUAGUCAUAGCUCAAACCAUGCUGGCUCUCAGUGGCGGGGGACCCAUUUCCAGGUACACAGGUGGACAUCCAUUCCGGUUAUUUUGAAAAUAUUUUUAAAAUGCUUUUAAAAACUUUUGGGGGGUGUGUGUGUGUUGAGAAACCUUUAUGAGAAGGAUCCUGGGUUGUAUCCACUUUGCAGAAAUAGUCCAGUUUGGCUUCACUUUAACUGCCAUGGCUCAGUGCCAUGGGACCCUGGGGAAUUGUAGUUUUGUGAGACAUUUAACCUUCUCUGUCAGCCAGUUUUGGUG
Messenger RNA from Sceloporus undulatus (fence lizard), 1830 nucleotides. RefSeq lists its product as uncharacterized. NCBI's taxonomy places the organism in Eukaryota, Metazoa, Chordata, Lepidosauria, Squamata, Phrynosomatidae. The transcript is spliced from 4 exons. The coding region runs from base 1 to 783 and encodes 260 amino acids. The record is from RefSeq and is a predicted model, not a curated record.